This is a messenger RNA of Hevea brasiliensis (rubber tree), 894 nucleotides long. RefSeq lists its product as uncharacterized. The record is from RefSeq and is a predicted model, not a curated record. NCBI's taxonomy places the organism in Eukaryota, Viridiplantae, Streptophyta, Magnoliopsida, Malpighiales, Euphorbiaceae. The coding region runs from base 157 to 747 and encodes 196 amino acids. The transcript is spliced from 2 exons. Gene Ontology annotation, molecular function: DNA binding.
GCAAGGCACAUUAUAAAAUGGUGGGCUGCUAGGGUUUUUUUUUUUUUAAACUUGUCCAGCAGCCAACAGCCAGCAAAAAGAAAAAAAGAAGAAGAAGAAGAAGAAGAAGAGGAAGAAGAAGAAGAGGAGUGAAGGGAGAGAUCUCAAACAAACCUGAUGGAAUCGGAGGCAUCUACCGCUGCUAAAACUGACAAUAGCAACAAAGAUCCCGCAUGGAAAUAUGUCCACUUGGUGAAUCCAAACAAUAGAAAUGAUGUUGCUUGUAACUUUUGUAGCAAAGUUACAAAAGGAGGGAUAUUUCGAGCUAAACAGCAUUUAGUUGGAGGAUUUCGAAAUGCUACAAUGUGUAAGAAGUGUCCAACACAUGUGCGUGAAGAGCUACAAGAGUAUAUGCAGCAAAAGGCUUCAGCAAAGACCUUAGAUAAAUUGCCUGAUUAUGAGGAUGUUGAAAUUCUUGGAGAUGACGAAGAUGAAGAUGAUGUUGGGACAAUUCUUAGAGGCUCAAAAGGAAAUAGUAAGGUUCAAAAGAAGGCAAGGACAAAGGGUCCAAUAGAUUUAUAUUUUGCCAAAAGUGCUGCAAAGGCGGUACAGGAUAGAAAAAAUUCAAAGCUGAAGCAAACCACUAUUAAUGAGGCAUGUAAAAAGGAAUUGAGAAAAAAAGCAUGUAAGGAUAUAGCUCGAUGGAUGUAUGAUGCGGCAAUUCCUUUUAAUGCUGUCAAUUAUCCAAGUUUUCAAGUUAUGGUGUAGUUUAUUGGACAAUUUGGGAUUGGUAUGAAAGCACCUAGUUUUCAUGAGGUGCGGGUUCCCUUAUUGAAUGAAGAAGUUGCUGAGGUGAAGAAUUCAUUGAAGUCCUAUGAAGAAGAAUGGGCAAAGUAUGGUUGUUCUAUAAUGGCA